CAUGCGAAAUAAACUUCCGGGCUGGCGUCACCACUGGCGAAAAGGAUGCGCAUCAGGUAUCCUAGCAACGGUAUGUUUGCGGUGUCCUUGUUCAAUUGCAUUUUCUGUCAUAAUAACGUUUCUGCGUGCUGAUAAAAUGAACAAAGUAGUAUUACAGUCUGACCGCAUUGCUGCUGCAAGCCUAGAGAAACGGCGGACCAGAGAGCUUCAACGAAAAGAAAGGAUUUUCAACGAAAGAGUCCGAACGAUUGGAGUUGAUAUAGAUGCUCUAGAUUUCCAAGUGAAGGAAAGAAGAGAUAGAGAAGAUCAAGAGGCAGAAAUUCUGAAUGCAUAUGCCACAGAUCUUUUGUGCCAUGAUCGGGCAGCUUGUGUCCUGGAGAGCAGAGAGUCCAGGGACAGGCGGCGCCUGGAGGAGACCGUGCAGCAUUUCCGGCAGGUCUUCCAGCAGCCCACAAGCCGGCGGGAGUUCGACCUGAACGACCCCGACCUGCUGAAGAAGCAGGAAGGGGGUCAGGUGCUGCAGGGGCUGGCAGGAGAGGACCCGGACUGGAAGGACCGAGUAAAGAGGCAGCAGGAACAGCUCAGAGAGUGGUCCUUACAACAGCAGCGUGAGCUGGAGCUAGCCAGGCAGCAACAAAGACAAACAGAUCAGCAAUAUGACCAGAGCAGAGUUGCCCUGGACAGCAGAACCAUUGAGCUGCAGAAGAUCCAGGAGCAGAGGCAGAGAGCCUUAGCUGUCGCAACAAAGGACUUCAACUUGACAAAGGCGGUGGAGGUGGCAGAGCAGCGGCAAAGGCAGUGGCAGCAGGAGGAAGAGGACAACAUCGUGGAGAUCCAGAACCAGCUGCAGACGCUGGAGCUGAACCAGGGGCCGGAGGGGAGUGCCAGCGUGCUGGGCCUGGCCCGUCUGUGGCUCAACAAGGGCCUGACCGCUGAGCACCAAAAGCACAUUAUCGACUUCCAGCUGCAGCAGGCGGAGGAAAAGAGGAGGGCCAGCAUGGCGCAGCGGCAGCGGGAGCUUCAGCUGGAACAGAGCCGCGUGGCCUCGGCUCGAACCGCGCUGUUGCUGGAGAGGCAGCAGGCCCGCACCACCAGGCGGCUGCGCCGCGACAUGGACAACACUAACGCUCAGCUGGCCGAGGCCCAGCUCCAACAGAAAAAGUACCUUGAGAAAACCCUGAACUCCAAUGCUCCUGAUGAACGCUACUUCACCCAGUUUAACACCAGCAGCCGAUAAAAACAACUUUCGGUGGCUACAAUCUACAGUAUGCCUCUACACUGCACCUGCUAUCAGGAAGAAUUCUGUAUGGACAUUAUGUGGAUGUAAUAUGUGAAGCAGGGAUCAGGCCUAAGACAUAAUCGACUGUGUUUUGGGUUAUCUCAAGCUUUGUCGUAUUAUGAGGGUUUCUAAAUGAAAUAUAAAUAUAAUGAAAUAAAAAACAGCUGAACUACUCAUUGAUUCCAGUAAUACUGGUCCUCUUGGGGUAUAUUUUAACAUAAUAAAAACCGCUGUCUUGCUGAGCCUAACGGCAGGUAAAGCUUGAUCUGGAUGGAUUUAUCGGAACAGUAGGACAGCCAAGUGGGUUUGAAUGAAAAUAAACAUUUCUUCUACCAAUACAAUCACA
Messenger RNA from Anguilla anguilla (European eel), 1625 nucleotides. RefSeq names its product RIB43A-like with coiled-coils protein 2. Bases 2 to 1237 code for a protein of 411 amino acids. Lineage: Eukaryota; Metazoa; Chordata; Actinopteri; Anguilliformes; Anguillidae. The record is from RefSeq and is a predicted model, not a curated record. The transcript is spliced from 7 exons.